ACUGUACAAGGAAAACCCCGUCGGAUCUGUUAUUGCGGGAUACUUGUGAAAUAUACAUAGGAUUCUUUCUUAUGGCUGCAUCCCGGAUCUGGAAAUUUUACUUGGGGACCAGGAGGAUUUGAAAGGCUGCAUGUACUCAGAAGAUUUGCAAGCAACACUCCAAUUCUUGUCAUAGAGCUCACAGACUUCUCACUUAUCGGCUUUUUUCCUUCCUUAUUUUUUAAGAAUUAUUCUUAUUUUCCCCCCUCUUUUUCUGCUCUCUCCUCUCUCAGUCUCUCCUUUUCUAUCUGCCUCUUCAUUUUUCUCCUAGUCUGUUUUUUUUUUUUUUUUUCCUGCUCUGCACCUGGAUUGUAUCUUCAGCAAACAAUCGGGCACUUUGAGAACUAACUGGAGACAGUCUUGUAGGGAAGAUCUGUAUGGAAUUAUCUGCUUUUAUGGUGAACUUGGCAUUUGUGAAUGGGAAUUUUGCUCACAAUAUUAAUUGCUAGCAAAAACAAGAAAAAGAACACAGGAGUAAAACGUGGAUUUUUCUGAAUACGCAUUGUGAUGACCAGCAAUUACCUUACCAACUAAUAUCCAGAGGAGAAUAAUUUGGAAGACUGUUGUGGGGAACAGCCUUUAAGAGCUGGAAGAUGAAAGCUCCGAUUCCACACUUGAUUCUCUUAUACGCUACUUUUACUCAGAGUUUGAAGGUUGUGACCAAAAGAGGCUCCGCCGAUGGAUGCACUGACUGGUCUAUCGAUAUCAAGAAAUAUCAAGUUUUGGUGGGAGAGCCUGUUCGAAUCAAAUGUGCACUCUUUUAUGGUUAUAUCAGAACAAAUUACUCCCUUGCCCAAAGUGCUGGACUCAGUUUGAUGUGGUACAAAAGUUCUGGUCCUGGAGACUUUGAAGAGCCAAUAGCCUUUGAUGGAAGUAGAAUGAGCAAAGAAGAAGACUCCAUUUGGUUCCGGCCAACAUUGCUACAGGACAGCGGUCUCUACGCCUGUGUCAUCAGAAACUCCACUUACUGUAUGAAAGUAUCCAUCUCGCUGACAGUGGGUGAAAAUGACACUGGACUCUGCUAUAAUUCCAAGAUGAAGUAUUUUGAAAAAGCUGAACUUAGCAAAAGCAAGGAAAUUUCAUGCCGUGACAUAGAGGAUUUUCUACUGCCAACCAGAGAACCUGAAAUCCUUUGGUACAAGGAAUGCAGGACAAAAACAUGGAGGCCAAGUAUUGUAUUCAAAAGAGAUACUCUGCUUAUAAGAGAAGUCAGAGAAGAUGACAUUGGAAAUUAUACCUGUGAAUUAAAAUAUGGAGGCUUUGUUGUGAGAAGAACUACUGAAUUAACUGUUACAGCCCCUCUGACUGAUAAGCCACCCAAGCUUUUGUAUCCUAUGGAAAGUAAACUGACAAUUCAGGAGACCCAGCUGGGUGACUCUGCUAAUCUAACCUGCAGAGCUUUCUUUGGGUACAGCGGAGAUGUCAGUCCUUUAAUUUACUGGAUGAAAGGAGAAAAAUUUAUUGAAGAUCUGGAUGAAAAUCGAGUUUGGGAAAGUGACAUUAGAAUUCUUAAGGAGCAUCUUGGGGAACAGGAAGUUUCCAUCUCAUUAAUUGUGGACUCUGUGGAAGAAGGUGACUUGGGAAAUUACUCCUGUUAUGUUGAAAAUGGAAAUGGACGUCGACACGCCAGCGUUCUCCUUCAUAAACGAGAGCUAAUGUACACAGUGGAACUUGCUGGAGGCCUUGGUGCUAUCCUCUUGCUGCUUGUAUGUUUGGUGACCAUCUACAAGUGUUACAAGAUAGAAAUCAUGCUCUUCUACAGGAAUCAUUUUGGAGCUGAAGAGCUCGAUGGAGACAAUAAAGAUUAUGAUGCAUACUUAUCAUACACCAAAGUGGAUCCUGACCAGUGGAAUCAAGAGACUGGGGAAGAAGAACGUUUUGCCCUUGAAAUCCUACCUGAUAUGCUUGAAAAGCAUUAUGGAUAUAAGUUGUUUAUACCAGAUAGAGAUUUAAUCCCAACUGGAACAUACAUUGAAGAUGUGGCAAGAUGUGUAGAUCAAAGCAAGCGGCUGAUUAUUGUCAUGACCCCAAAUUACGUAGUUAGAAGGGGCUGGAGCAUCUUUGAGCUGGAAACCAGACUUCGAAAUAUGCUUGUGACUGGAGAAAUUAAAGUGAUUCUAAUUGAAUGCAGUGAACUGAGAGGAAUUAUGAACUACCAGGAGGUGGAGGCCCUGAAGCACACCAUCAAGCUCCUGACGGUCAUUAAAUGGCAUGGACCAAAAUGCAACAAGUUGAACUCCAAGUUCUGGAAACGUUUACAGUAUGAAAUGCCUUUUAAGAGGAUAGAACCCAUUACACAUGAGCAGGCUUUAGAUGUCAGUGAGCAAGGGCCUUUUGGGGAGCUGCAGACUGUCUCGGCCAUUUCCAUGGCUGCGGCCACCUCCACAGCUCUAGCCACUGCCCAUCCAGAUCUCCGUUCUACCUUUCACAACACGUACCAUUCACAAAUGCGUCAGAAACACUACUACCGAAGCUAUGAGUACGACGUACCUCCUACCGGCACCCUGCCUCUUACCUCCAUAGGCAAUCAGCAUACCUACUGUAACAUCCCUAUGACACUCAUCAACGGGCAGCGGCCACAGACAAAAUCGAGCAGGGAGCAGAAUCCAGAUGAGGCCCACACAAACAGUGCCAUCCUGCCGCUGUUGCCAAGGGAGACCAGUAUAUCCAGUGUGAUAUGGUGACAGAAAAGCAAGGGACAUCCCGUCCCUGGGAGGUUGAGUGGAAUCUGCAGUCCAGUGCCUGGAACUAAAUCCUCGACUGCUGCUGUUAAAAAACAUGCAUUACAAUCUCUAGAACACGAGGAAAAACAGGGUCUUGUACAUAUGUUUUUUGGAAUUUCUUUGUAGCAUCAGUGUCCUCCUGUUUUACCAUGUCUUUUACCAUUACAUUUUUUGACUUUGUUUUAUAUGUCGUUGGAAUUUGUAAAUUUACAUUUUUUUUAAAGAAGAGACUGAUGUGUAGAUAGAAAACCCUUUUUUGCUUCAUUAGUUUAGUUUUAGAAUGGGUUUUUAUUUUAUUUCCUUUUUUAAAAUUUUACUUUGCUUUUAACAUUUCCUUGGGGUGCUUGGACAAAUCUAUCCGAUGGGACAAGGAGCACCGGAUUCUUUCUCGGGUUCUGCCUAGGAUCAACUGGGCCAUGUCGGCCUUCAGAGAACAGUGCAACAAAUGCCAGCAUUGCCAUUCGGGGAAAAAAAAAAAAAAAAAAAAAAGAUGAGAAGAACACUUGUUCAUAGGAGGGCCCCACCAGUCAGAGCCCUGAAUCUCUUCCUUGUCCCACCUCAUUCCCCACCUCUACCUUUCUAAUGGCGGCAUGAUGUGUAAACUCUGUGCAGGGGUGGGGGCGGGUCUAACUGUCUUAACAUUCAAGUCACUGCUCUUCAGAAUACACUCUAGACCCAAAGGUGUGCUAAUCACUUCACAGUGACCACUACAGAGUACUAAGAAGAGAAGAUCAAGGGCAUGAAAUUGGGGAAGAGUGUUAUUUCCGUUUUUUAAAUGAGUUGAUGUACCCUUAUAUAUAUAUACAUAUAUAUAAAUAUAAAUAUAUAUAAAAACAACAAAACAAAACAAAA
Molecule: messenger RNA, 3614 nt
Organism: Pan troglodytes (chimpanzee)
Lineage: Eukaryota; Metazoa; Chordata; Mammalia; Primates; Hominidae
Gene: IL1RAPL1
Product: interleukin 1 receptor accessory protein like 1
Exons: 11
Coding region: 633-2723 (696 amino acids)
Biological process (GO): signal transduction; negative regulation of exocytosis
Source: RefSeq, a predicted model, not a curated record